AUGCAAGCUCCGUCAUCCGGUUCUCAACGCGCCUUUGCCCAUCGUCGUUCGCCUGGUGCUGAGCCUGGACCACCACCCAAUGUUCCUGUUCGGUCCAUCUCACCAGCGCUGCAGGCUCGGGCCUCGAGCGCCUCGGCGAGGUCUGUACAAUCCACUGGCUCCCGAAGGAUGAAUCGUGAAGGUUCUGGUGGUAGCGGUUCGAAUAUGCCUCUAUCGCAGAUCGAAAAGAGCGUCACCCACCUCCUCGUUGCAACAAAACAGCUUUUAGAAACCUUGACGCAAUGGUCGCGCGGACAAGCCACCGACAGCCAGGUGUCAGAUGUUUACGUGCGCCUGGGCUACGAAUUCAACAUGGCUUGUCGCGCAUUUACUGCCAUUCAUGUUGACACAUCUGACUUAGGAAACGUCCCCGAUUCGCUGCGACAUAUACUUGAGGCGACGCUGAGCCAGGAGGCCAGCGCUGAGAGCUUAGAGAAAUAUUUGCCCAGGAUCCGCGACAUAAUUAUUAAUUUGUUACACGGCCUGAAGCGCAAACAACAGAAGCUGCGCCAGAAACAAGCUCGAGAUCGCGACGGUCAUGCACCCCCCGACAGAGCAACCAGCGUCAGCACAGUUGGCAGUGGCAACAGCGGGCUCACCAACAUGUUGGAGGAGGGUCUAGAGAAUGGGUUCCAACCUCCACUUGAAGAGCAGCCAACUGAAAACGUACCGUCGUCGAGUGGUAGUACAAACCGGUCUCCACGCCGUUUCAAUGCCCAACGUGAAUCGUCUCGACAAUCCGCGAUAUCGGAACAGUCUUCGCUUUCGAGCAACACGAUGCAGAACAUGCCAGUGGUACCGCCGUAUCCCGAAGGCGAGAGCUCAAUUCCUACAGGACCUACUGCACCUUCUGGACCUCAGGGAGGAGAACUCAACAUUGAUUCGUUUCCUCCUCCACCACCCACUCCGCCUGACAACACUUCAAGCGCCCUCGCAGCUCUGCAGAAGGGUGGAGACUUAGAACGACGAGCUUCACGUCGGUACUCUCAAUAUCAAAUAUCCAAGCAUCUAGGCGGUGCCAAUGGCGUUCCAAUUUUGCCUCCACAAAACUCGCCCAUUCCUAAUAGAGGAAGAAAAGAGGUUCGGGAAUCCUUGCGCGCUGUACAGGGGCGACAAUCUAUCCGGCACAACCGCAAUAACUCGAGCCAGUCCAUGCGAGCAAACACGGCCGAAGACUCUCCUGCCAGGAUACCGGACAAGGUUUCUGAAGAGAAUCCCGCAGCAGAACUGCCCGCCAAAAUAGAUAGUCCCGUGCCACAGACUCCAGACGAGGCAUAUGCUGCCAGUGCGACACUAAGCGGGCCUCCUACGGACCCUAUGUUCUUUCAGGACGAUGGUAACUCGCCUGAAACUGAGAAAUCCAAACCCGAACCCGAGGUCAUACCCACACCACCACCAAAACCUGCUGCAACAUCAUACUUCCAAGACUCUCCACCACCAACACCCUCAAAGGAUCUCACUUUGUUCCUACAGUACAAGUCCAAAGUGAAGAAGUUUGUUUUGUCAGAGGGAAGGGCUGAGCUUACAAUCGGGCGUCUGCAACUAGCUUUCAUUGAGAAAUUCUCUUGGAACACACAACACAAUGGCGCGGAUCUUCCUGAAAUCUACAUCCAAGAUCCCGUUUCCGGUGUGCGCCAUGAAUUGGAGGACUUGGCCGAUGUGAAGGAUAGAACUGUUCUGGUCCUCAAUGUGGAAGCUUUAGACGAGGUCAAGAGGCAUAUCGAUGAUGGAAUUGCUUCCUUAACAGAGAUUGUCCGCGAUGUUAAGCAAACAGUAACAGACCAAGGGGCAGCUCUUCAACGAGUGUCAGACCGGCAGCAGGAAGCAGCAAACGAGAUGGCUCGACUAGCACUAUCACCACCAGCGGCAGCGACCUCAGCGGAUGGAGGAAGAACACAAUUCACCUCCGGACGCAAGUUGAAUAACAGCCAACUCGGAGAAUUAAGGAGCCUUAAACAGGACCUGGCCAUUAUGCGCCAAACCUACUCUAAUUUCCAAGCCGACAUCCAGGAUUCAAUGGCUACUAUUCGUUCCAAAGCUGCUAACGUCAAGGUCGUCACAGCCAAGGCUGCUAUUCCUGAUAUCGAGGGCGACGCUGGCUACUCAUACGUUACCAGCGGGCGCAAACAACUCAACGGCGACUCUGACCGAUUGGUUGGUAAAGUGGACGACCUUCAGGAUCUUAUUGAGGACCUGCGCAAGGAUGUGGUGCACCGUGGUGUCCGACCGCUACCAAGGCAAUUGGAUUCCGUUGGUAAGGAUAUCGCGACUUUGAGCAAGGAAUUGAAGAGAAUGGAAGAAUAUAUGGUUCAGGAGAAGCCCAUCUGGACAAAGAUCUGGGAGAAGGAACUAGAAGACGUUUGCCAGGGUCGUGACGAGCUCCGCCUUAUGGAGGAUCUUUUGGUUGAUCUGCGAGACGAUUUGGAGAAGGCCUCGGAGACGUUCACCUUGGUGGAACAGGCAACCAAGGAACAGAUGAAGGAUAAUGGCACUGGUGCUAGUGCUGGAAACGCUCGACAAUUCUCAAAGGGUCUCGUCAGUCUAGGUAACAGUAGUGAUCAGAGUGCGGCCAAGGAGGGUGUUCUCGGCGAAGUGAGAGCUUUACAGCCGAACCACGAAGAUCGUCUCGAGGCUAUCGAGCGUGCCGAGAAGCUGCGCCAGAAGGAACUUGCAACGCGAAACAUCAACCCCAUGCAUCGCGAAAUCGUCAACUUCGUCGCAGAUGGCAAGCUCAAGAAGUCUGGCGGGUUUGAAGAGGUUGAACGAGCGCGCAAAGCCAAGGACGAUCGUAUCAGACGAGAAGUUUGGCAACGCCAGAACGGCAUCAUUCCUGAGGACCCCAUCGGCGAGGAGGGGCCGGACAGCGAAGCAAUCCAAGAGGCGAUGGACGACGACGAAGCUGAAUUCCUCAGGCAAAUGAUAGCCGAGGAAGAGGCCGCGGCGGCGGCGGCGGCAGCAGCAGAAGGAGAAGGAGAAGACCAACCCCCACCUCCUCCACCAAAGGACGGCGAUGACGACGGCAAGGGGCCGGAACAGCCAAACGGCGCAUAG
Messenger RNA from Fusarium venenatum, 3090 nucleotides. Its product is annotated as actin interacting protein 3-domain-containing protein. Lineage: Eukaryota; Fungi; Ascomycota; Sordariomycetes; Hypocreales; Nectriaceae. Gene Ontology annotation, biological process: establishment of cell polarity. Gene Ontology annotation, molecular function: cytoskeletal regulatory protein binding. The record is from RefSeq and is a predicted model, not a curated record. Gene Ontology annotation, cellular component: cytoplasm; cell tip.